GGCCGCCCGAGGAGGAAGGGGCGGUGGAAGAGGAGGAGCAGGAGGUGACAAACUCUCGGCGGCUCGGCUCGGUUCGGCUCGGCGCGGCGCGGCCGGCAGCCAGCGGUCAGGCAUGCAGGCGCGGCGUCUAGCCAAGCGCUCCAGCCUGGGCAGCCGCCGGGGGGGCGCCGCGCUGCAGCCGCCCGCACUUGCGCCCGCCCGGGAGAGCGCCCUGCCCGGACUCCCGCCUCCCGCCCCGGGCCCGGCCCCGGAGAGCUGGAGGCCGCCGCUGCCGCUGCCGCCGCCGCCGCCGCGCAGCGCGGGGACCGGCCCCCUCCGGGCCGCCGCCGCCGCCUCGUCGCCCGUGUUGCUGCUUCUGGGGGAGGAAGACGAGGACGAGGAGGGCGGGAGCCGGCGACGGAGGGGGCUCGGGCGGGUGGAAGAGAAGCCCCGAGGGGGCGCGGAGGAGGAAGAUGAGGACGAGGAAGACGAGGACGAGGAGGUGGUCGUCGAGGUGGUGGACGGCGACGACGACGAGGAAGACGGAGAGGAGCGCUUCGUGCCCCUCGGCCCGGGCCGCGCGCUCCCCAAGGGCCCUGCCUGGGGCGCCUUGAAGGUGGGAAGCAUUAAACGGGAAAUGACCUUCACAUUUCAGCCAGAGGACUUAAAGCGUGACUCUAGUAAAAAAAUAUCUCAUCAGCACCUGUUUCCCUUGGCCAUGGAGGAAGAUGUGAAAACAGCAGACUCAAAAAAAGCCAACCGAACACUUGACCAUGAAAAAGAAAACACCCGCUCCAUUUGUCUCCUUGAGCAAAAACGAAAAGUUGUUUCUUCCAAUAUUGAUGUUCCUCCAGCAAGGAAAUCUUCAGAGGAACUGGACAUGGACAAGGUCACAGCAGCAAUGGUACUAACCAGCUUGUCCACCAGCCCUUUGGUUCGAAGUCCUCCAGUACGGCCAAAUGAGAGCCUGAGCGGAUCCUGGAAGGACGGAGGAGGUGUGCCUUCCAGUACCAGCAGCAGCGGCUACUGGAGCUGGAGCGCCCCCAGCGACCAGUCCAACCCGUCCACGCCGUCCCCGCCGCUGUCGGCAGACAGCUUCAAGCCUUUCCGCAGCCCCGCACCCACAGACGACGGCAUCGAUGAGGCAGAGGCCAGCAACCUUCUCUUUGACGAGCCCAUUCCAAGGAAAAGAAAGAACUCCAUGAAGGUGAUGUUUAAAUGCCUCUGGAAAAACUGUGGAAAGGUGCUGAGCACUGCAGCAGGUAUCCAGAAACACAUCCGGACCAUUCAUCUCGGGCGUGUUGGGGACUCGGACUACAGUGAUGGAGAAGAGGACUUCUACUACACUGAGAUCAAGCUCAACACAGACUCGGUGGCAGACGGGCUGAGCAGCCUGGCCCCUGUUUCCCCCUCCCAGUCCCUGGCUUCACCUCCUACUUUCCCCAUCCCAGAUUCAAGCCGAGCAGAAACUCCUUGUGCCAAAACUGAGACUAAACUGAUGACACCUUUGAGCCGCUCAGCUCCCACCACCCUCUACCUCGUGCACACGGACCACGCUUACCAGGCCACGCCCCCCAUGACCAUUCCAGGAUCUGCCAAGUUCACCCCCAAUGGCAGCAGCUUCAGCAUUUCUUGGCAAUCUCCUCCAGUUACCUUCACAGGCAUUCCAGUGUCACCAACACAUAAUCAUCCAGUGGCCAUAGGAGAGCAGAGGCAUCAUACCCACACUGUCUUGUCCUCCCCACCCAGAGGAACUGUCAGCCUAAGGAAGCCCAGAGGAGAGGGCAAAAAGUGCAGGAAGGUAUAUGGCAUGGAGAAUCGAGACAUGUGGUGCACUGCCUGCCGCUGGAAAAAGGCCUGCCAGAGAUUCAUUGACUGAAACUCCCACGAGCAGUGGGGCCAACGCCCAGUCACCCUGGCCCUUGCCUUCUCCUGCAGGUUUGGGAAAGCACUUUUUCUGCCAAACAAGAUGCACUUAAAUUUCAGGAAAAGAAACUUCCAUAACCAUUGGCAGGAAGGAUGGAAGGAAGGAAGGGAGGGAGGGAGGAAGGAAGGAAGGAAGGAAGGAAGGAAGGAAGGAAGGAAGGAAGGAAGGAAGGAAGAAAAGGAGGAAGGGAGGGAAUGGAAAGAGAAAGGUCUUGCUGAGAAUUCAACCUCAAGCAACCACAGCUGAACUUUUUCCUUGAAAAGCAAAGUCAACUUUUUUGCUAUCUAAGUCAGGAAGCUGGACUUCUAUAGCAAUGGUUCCAACCAAGCCCAUUUUACCUAGAAAAGAGGCAUGUUUUGAUAAGCUUUCUGAAAAAAUAUAUAUAUACCAUUUCUGAGGUUUUUUUUUUUUUUUUUUUUUUUGACAUUUCAAAAGAGAAGCUACAUGUGACCCAGUAGCAUUUGAACAAAGAACAGUAUCUGCUUUCCUUGUGAAUAGUCUUUUCUCUGUUUUCCAUUUGACUUCUUGGAGCAAUGCACAUCAUGAUGUGUUUUGCAAGGAAGUGCAGCACUCUGGGUAUCUUUUCUAUCUUUUGUUUGUUUUGUUUUGCUUUGUUGUGAAGAAUGGCCCCACUGAACCAUAGUAGAGGUGUUAGGCUGUGGGAGCCAAAUAGCCGAAACAAGAAAAGAGUGACAGUGGAAAUCACCAGCAGACUUCAGGUCAGUCAUGUUCCAAACAUCCAGCUGACACUUUUGGGAAACAUCUCGGCAUCUUCCUUGGAUUUCGAAGAAGCCUUUGCCCAAGAGGUGGCACAACUAAGUUUCACUCUACCACCAUUCCAUCAAGAACUGGGACGCAAAGCUCGGUGGGUAAGCUGCAAAGCUCCUUGCAGGGAUGUGAUGCAAAUCACAGCUCUGAGCAAGCUGCUUAUUACCACUCAUCUGACUGAGUUAUUGCCAGGUGAAUGGUCACUUGGCCUUCCCUCAAAACUUUACCACUGACUAGCCUCAGAAAGAGGAACUCCAAACUCUCCCAGCAGGUUUGCUUUAGGCAGCAGAGCACAACCUUGGCGUCACGUCCCACAUGUUCAGAAAAAUCACGGGAGGUCAACUCGCCAACGUCCAUCCUGAGUGCACUUUCAUAGGUUUUAUGCUUUAGCAUGUCUGGGAGAUGGGUUAAUGGACAAUAUAAACAUUAGAUGGGCAAAUGGAAGGCCCAAAACUUUUAUUUUUCUUAAGAAAAUACUGGAGGAAUUCACGAAGAAUUCACUCAGAAAGGAGCAUACGUAACACCAAAAGGAAAAUGCAUAUUGGUAUGGGAAUCUCUCAGUUUGGUAGGACCGGGGCUUGUGCUAUGUUCCACUAUUCAGGCUUUCUAGCCUGAUGUGUUUGUUUGUAUACUUACUUGCUUUCUGGUUUUGCUGGUAGUUGUGUCAGGGAGAGGUGAGUAGUUGUCAGGCCCUGUAAGUAAGCCUCUUCUCUUUCUCAGAUGCCCUGCUAAAGAGUUAUUUCUCCUAUACCUAUACAAAGAAGUAAGAGCACCUUAUAGGAUGCACUGUGUUGGGGUGAGGGCUUAGAAUCAGCCAUAGGAAUGUUAAAUGAAAUUGCACAGAGGAAAAGUCUAAUUUAUGUUUAGAGAUUGUACAUAUGCUUUUUUGUAAAGAGUAGAAAGGAGUCAUCUAAGAAUAACAGAUGCUCUUUCCUUAUAAGCUGGGAAAAUAGGAUGAGGUUCUGGGUUGGAAUACCCACAGGCUGUGCAUUCGUGUAUUUUGACAAUUUUAGUUUUUCACCUCUCAGAUGACUUUUUAAACAUUAUCCCUUAGAAAAGAUCUUGUAUUCCUAAAUUUAUAUUUUCUUUAAAAGCCUUUAUUUCAAGAGAGCAGAAGAGUUUUUUGUAAUUUUAAUCAUCAUUAUCGCUGAACACUAGCCACACCCUCAGCUACACUAGAUGUUUUAGUACACAAGGUCAGCCAAGAAAGGACAUUCCAUUUGUCCUUGUCAAGACUUCCCCACUCUGGGCUGAUUUUUUUCAGAAAGACAGACAGAGAGGGAAAGAUGCCACAAUGCCUAAGCUCCCUCCGGUGCGGUGGUGGCUAGGCUCAAAUCUGAGUCACGCACAUGGCAAAGCAAGUGCACUAUCCAAAUGAGCUAUUUUGCCGUCCCAUGAAAGGGCAUUGUUUUAAUGGGAGAAAGUAUUUUCAGCCUCUACUCCAGCGUGUCCUUUCUACCUAAUGGUGUCUUAUGCUCCACCGACAGGUACUCUCUACUGUGAGUGUAUGUUCUGUCUUGGCUACAGAGAUUCUGAGCUAUGGGACACGUUGCCCAGUAGCUGCAAUAAGUCAGGGUUAGCCAGCUAUUUCAGUAGGUUCCCCAGGUAUGUAAAUGAUGGGCAGAGUGCAGAUCUGAAGCAGGGGAUUGAUUUCCUCUUCAUCAAAGCUCCCUGACCCUUGAUGCUUGAAUUAAGUUAGUAAUCAAAAAAUAUUGAAAUGCUUCAGGACUAUACUCAUUCCCAUCUCUCAAAACUUUAAAACACACAGAGAAAGAGAUUUUGUUUUUCCUGGGGAGCAGUUCUGGGUUACAACUCUGUGCUUCUCCACACAGAGACUCAAUCCAAGGGUGGUUUUGAGCUCUGGCCUAAGUCAAGCUCAGCCCAAGGAAUAUAGAAGAGGAACAUUAAAUGUGGCUUCCCUGGAAUUUCUUCUGCUUUCUGAAACCCUCUUUACAUGUACUCCCACCUUUAUGGGGACCUGGGGCUCUGUGCACCCUCUUGUCUGGCACUCGGGUGCACACAGACCCUCAAUAUCAUCUGCAGCUGCCACCCCCUGCCACACACACCCACACCCACACCCUGUAAGAAGACAUGGAGUAACUAGGGGCCAUCAAGCUUCUCCUGACUGGCCUUAAAGCAAAUGAAUUAAGCUUCUCAUAAAUCAUCCAAAAAGUUAUGAAUUGUAAUAUACAGCUGCUGAUUGUAAAUGCUGAAACCUUUUUAAAGUAGAGCUAUUUUGCUACCUAUUUGGAGUGAAACAAAUGUGCCAAAUUAAGCCAGACAUGCAUUUUGUGCCAUCUCUGUGGUCCCUCAUUCUUUCAUGUCUUCGGUUGGUAAGAUGAAGAGGAGAGUGAGUGGGAAAGGCAUUCCCACAGACUCUCAGAGAUCUAUCUGUCUGUGCAAAAGGAGUAGCAAUACAAUGGAUUCUGGUCACAAAGUGUUUCUAAGUAAGGCCUGUGGUAUCUUCUGACCUUUAUACUCCUUUGAUAGUCCUUCCUUCAGAAAAGACAGCAUUUCAUAAGUGACAGGCAGGUAUUUCUUGGGUAGCCCUGUAGCAAGCACUGUUCAUCAGACAGUGGUUUUUAAAGCUCUGCCCAGAAAGUAUGCACCAGUUUGUAGGAGGGCAGUGUGACAAUUCAGAGAACAAAUCCAGUGGCAGGUGGAUCGGGGGACAGAUAUGAGAUACAAAAGGACACAUAUCUCCAUCAUCUUCUUGGUGGUGACUUCCCUGGCCAGUCCAAGGGAGCUACUUCCCUCUCUCUCUCUCUCUCCCCUCCCCACCUGAAACAUGGAACAAGUUACUGUAAGGGGAGACCAACAGUGCAGGUCUGCCAUGUACAUCUCUGGUGGUCACAGACUUCUCUUCACCUCACUUGCUGGAAAUUCUCCUGCCUUGAUUGGCAAAAGUCUGUGUCAGAAAGUAGGCAGUGGGUUUCUGAACAAGCAGUGUGCAUGUGCAGCUGCAAUGCGCCUGCCAGUAACUUCACUCAUCCAACAAGGUGCUGUGUAUUAAAGACCAUCCCUUGCUAAGUCUAAUGCAAAUGGAAUUUUUCAGUAGAGAAUGACCCAUCACAGUUGGGUUCAAAAGGUUCUAAGGAAAUGGGUUACCUGUAUGUUGCAAAACUGAAACACCCUUACCAAAUUUUGAGUUAAAAUGCUUUAAAUUUGUUCUCUGGUGUCACACUAAAGCCAGCAACCCCUGGGUUCCAAAUAAGACAGUGAAUCCAUUUCCCCUCCUCAGACUUCAUUGGAAACUGAAAGUGUAGCAUUGACUUGUUUGGUCUGGGGGAAAAAAAUGUGGCCAGAAUUGUACAUAUAGGAGAGAAUACUCUUGAGAAUAGUAGCAAAAUACUGUAAAUAAUGUUCAUUUCCUCAGGGAAAUUUUAAAAGUAUGUGAAAAAAAGAAAUCUGGUGGAUCCUAAGACUAGGGAGGUUUUAAUUGUUCAUAGAAUCUUUUCUAGUCAGAAAAAAAAAUAUUAUGAACAGGCUAUCAUUUCAAGACAGAUGUAUGUGAGCCAGUUAAUACUGACUUUUGAGGGACAGAGGAGUGCUCUAUGAAAACACACUAUUUUGUAGCUGAUCUAAGUCUAAAACUGGCAUUUGAACCAUAGGUGCAGACCCUGGUGGGUAUUUAUAGACUCAUAGGAGGCUUUUUCUGAAUGUAAUUGUGAAUAUGAAGUCUUGGUGUUCCUUUUUAUAAUCAUCUGAUUUGGUGACUGCCUAUUAGCUAUAAGCAGAAAUCUUUCUAUAGGCUGAAGUCAGUGAAGAUGUGCAUUUUGCUUUGAUAGCAUGUUAAGAAACAAACUUCCAUGGACUUUUGUAGACAAGAUGCUGCUUUUUCUCAUGACCCUGUAGAAUUUCUAUCAACUACAUCAAGUGUAGUGUUGACCUGUAUGAACGCAGGGAAGAAUCUGUGCAUACCAAUAAGUGGAAACAGCAGGAUUCAUGAAUAUGAAUGAGGAUGUGGUUUUUUUAAAGGAUGUACUGGGCCCAUGGGUCAACUGGAAACUUUAUUUCUCUAAGAAAAUAACCCUCCUGGCAGCAUACAGGCUCUCCCUGCUCCUCAGACCCAUGGAGAUCCUUCUAUAUUGGAACUGUUUCACUGUAUCUUUUUGCUUGUAACUAAUCAAACCAGACAUAAGAAAAUAAGAGAUCAGCACUUUUAGGCAUCAGUUGUAUCACUAAGUAAUGCACAGCAGUUGAGAAGACAGCAUAAAGUGUAUUUAAGACUGUCUGGUUUACUUCUUGUGACUGACUUUGAAAAAAGUUUAUUUGAUACAGUACAUGCUUUAAAUGGUGUAUCUAUUGUUGGACCAGAAAUCAAGAUGAAAUUUUCACUUCUGGUCCAGAUGUUUUGUAAAUAGCUCCUCUUUUUAAGACAAUCUCAUGUUUUAUAACUUUUCUUGUGGGGCUGAGAAUCACAAUGGUAUUGUGUUGUGUCAAAAUGUAAUCUUAAAGACAAUAGUAAUUAUAACUUAAUUUUCCAAAUAAGACAAGAAUCUACUGUUUAGGCUUCUACAAUUCUAAGAACUAUGACACUUUUAUAAUAAGCAUUAAUAGUUCUCAAGUAUUACAGGAUGCUGUGUUUUGUAAUCACAGAGAACAUGAACAUUUUGUGGGAAAUGACCUUGGUUUUAUACAUUGUAGCUUAUUUUUUAAAAUACAGUAUUUUGCUAGACAGGAAGUGUUAAUAUUAUAAGCAAUUCCUGCUCUCCAAACAAAGGGCUAUGCCUCUUUUCAGCAGCUGUUUUGAUGCAUAUCUUUUCAAUUAACCCUCUGCAGCAAAGAUAGGAAAAUAAAACUGAUGGAAAGGGUACUACAAGAGAAUCAAGAUGGUAACAGUUACUCCCUUUAUCACUAGCAGUGUGUUUUCAGAGUUUUUUUUUUUUGAGAAAGACCUCUAUCACUUGAAUCCUAUAUAACUCAAAUCUUUAAAUUUUUUAUAGUGAUGCAUUUAGACAAUGGGAAAAAAUAGUCUUGUAAAUUAUCUAAUAUAAAAUAAUAGACUGUCACCAAAACAAGUUUACUUCUCAGCCUACCAGAACCACAAACUUGUUUUUAUCUGGCAAAUACUGUUCAGUAGAAUUUUCUAAAAUCAUGAUAGGUAAGCCAGGGGGAAUUUUCAGGUGAUCAGUAGUGUUUUCUUCUACACUAAUUUUAAUUUCUUUAUCAGAACAAAUGUCUGAUUUUCACAAAACUUUCACAGACAUACCAGGUUGAAAUCAAGAAAGUAACUAUAUUCCCAAGAAUCAGGAAACAAGGAGGGGAGCCAUGGAGAGUUUAUUAACUGCACAAAUAAUUCUGAACUUUGCCAAAUCCGCAUUUCAUAGUGCUGUACUGUUUUUAUUUCUAGCCCACUCACUGUUAAAAUGAGAAAGCAUCUUUUCUUUCUAAGAUUUUAGCAAUUCACAAGCUAGACUAAUUAGCCAAAUAUGCAGACAACUUCAAAAGAAAAGCUGGGAUAGAAUGGCCACACACCCAUUGGGAAACUUUUAUGAAGUGGUCAGAGAGUCACUCAGAUCUCUCUUUCAAAUCUGGGGAUCUCAUAAACUAGUCAUUUAUUUUUGCAUAGAAAAAUACAUGAAGCUAGAGCUGAGCAGUGCUCUGGUAAAAAUGAAAUUAAAUAAAAUAUUGAUGAGGAUAGACAGCAUAAUGUUUAGGCACAGAGCCUAAGGCUCCUAAGUCCCAGGUUCAAUCCCCCAUACCACCAUAAGCCAGAGCUAUACAGUGCUCUGGUAAAAAGAAAAAGAAAUGAAAUGAAAACUAUAGGUAAGUACAUCAUGACUUUUCCAACAGACCCCAAUAGGUUUUGGAAUUUGCAUACAGGAAGAGUAGAUGCAUGGAGUUAGGGGAAAACAGACACAGGAGUGACUCCCAGUCUCUGAGAUGAUGUAGUCUACAAAUCUCUGUCUUCAUUCUCUUGGAAUAUCUUCAUAAUAAGCAUUAAUGUCCUCAAGAAGUAUUUUUUGCUUUAUGGUUUGAAACCAAAUGUUUCAUCUUUAAGUAGAAGCUUCCUAAUGGUAGAUAACAGAUGCUUUAGAGGGCCAGGCAAGUUCUGCAAAUAAGUAGUUCAAUAAACAGAGAGACUCUUGAAAAUGGUAGCGUUUGUGGAAACCAAACAAUACAUGCCUCCUUUGAACAAGGACCCCACACUUAACUCUAGACAAUCAGAACCACUCAAGAAUCUGGCUCAGGGCUGUUUGAUCUUUUGACUUGGAAAUAUGGUAUUACCUGACAUUUAAAUGUUGACAACCAACCCAGACUCUUGACCAACACUGUGUAGACCAAAGAAAAUCCACAUGUGGGUAGAUGCAGCCUUUGGCCACCAGUUCCAGGUAUUGGGAAUCACAUUUCACAUUCCAUGGCCAUCAUGUCAAGUUUCCUCCUCAGCCCCACCAAUUCACAUAGUGGCAUUGUCUCGACAACUAAAAUCAAAGAAGGGAAAGAAGUCAGUUCUCCCCAGAAAUAAGUCAUAUAAGACUUGAAUAUAGAAAUAUCUUUAGGUCAAACUUUAUUUAUAGUUUCAGCUAUGCUUCUUCUCUAUAGGAGAGAUGUAGAAAACAGAAGUAACCGGAGAAAAAGAGAUGAUGAAAUAUAACCAAGAUGUCAUGACAAAAAAAAAAAAAAAAAGACAAAUAUCUUUAAACUAGCUUUGCCUCUGAUGAAAGUAUAGUGGAACAUUACCCAGGGAGUCAGGCAGUAGCACAGCAGGUUAAGUGCACGUGGCACAAAGUGCAAGGACUGGUUAAGAUCCCGGUUCGAGCCCCCAGCUCCCUACCUGCAAGGGAGUCGCUUCACAGGCGGUGAAGCAGAUCUGCAGGCAUCUCUCUGUCUCUCUUCCUCUCUGUCUCCCCUUCUCUCUCAGUUUCUCUCUGUCUCUACCCAAUAACAAAUUAAUUAAUUUUUAAAAUUUUUUUUAAAAGAAAUAGUAUCCAGUUCUCUCAUUUUAUCUUUCUGUUGUGCCCAGGCCAUGCCCCAAAGCAUUGGAUCAUUGUAAUCCUGACUUUAACUACUUUCACUGCCGUGACCACUGUGAUGAGGGGCUGGCAGAGAACAGCUUGUGCCUUCAGAGAAGGCAACUAGGAGCCCUGCAGUUUAAAGAUAGCACACGUUGCCUCCUUGUGCCAAAGUGCUUGCCAGCCCCUCCACAUUUCUUCUAGCUCCAUCCUGUCCCACCAGUUUUGUUCUAGUGUGAAAUUGGUUUGUUGUUGCUGUUGUUGUUUAAUCUUUGACAUGAUAAAAUAUCUGCUUCAGAACUGGCUGGUACCUAGGUAUUUUGAAAUGUCCACUAACCUCAAAAUGGAAUUUUCUCACAUAGAACUCCUUGGUAUCUUUGUCUGAGGUAAAGAAAAAAUAUACUGUAUCAUGGGGAAAAAAAUUUAUGUCACUUCCUUCACUGGGAUGAAUUAGAUUAUCUUGAACUACAUUUAAAAGCAGAGUAAAACCACCCCAACCAGAUGGUAUUGGGAUAACACUAACUUCUGCAUAUAUAAUAAAAUGUAUCCCUUUUGAUUAUAACCCUAACGCUAUUUGACCUUCUUAAGAACCAAGUGAAGGGUAGGAAUAUUUAGUAUCACCAAGUUUCCUUUCAAAUGUGAGGCAGCCUCACUACUGCUUGCAAGGAGGGAAAAAAAAAAAAAGAUUUAUUAACAGGUUGGCUUAGACCUUACUCUUCCAGAAUGACUCUGCCACCUGAGAAGACCAGAGAGACCCACCAUGUACUCUGCUUAUCCUUUCCAUUCAGGACUUUCAGAGUGUAAGAGCUUACUAAUUCACUUUGUUAAAUACAAACGUAAUUAUCCUCAAGUGGAUCCCUUUACUGUGGUUACCCUGUUCCUAUCCCUUCAGCUUCAGCUAUUUAAGUGGUUAAUUAUAGGAGCCUGUUAGCUAAUUUGAUGUCUGAGUAAAAGUUUUGACUCCCUGGGAGCAAAUUAUUUUUCUGCUUACAUGCAACACUUCUUGUGUAUGCAAACAUAAUUUGGUGCCAGAAACUUUUAACGCAGCUUAUAAUGAUCCAGUCAAAAAAGUCUAUCAGCUCAAAGUUGGAAACACCUGGUGAUAUGGUUAAGUAAUGUUUAGAUAGGAUGGCAAUCUAAUUGACAUUAUCAGUGACUAAGAAUUGUGACUGUGAGCAAUUAAAAGCCAGCCCAAUUCAUGCAUAGGUCUCAUCCUACCAUUCUCCAGUUAGUUUACCAGUUAUGGGACCUAAAUCAUUUUGGCCUGCCACCUAUUUUAUUAACAGACUUUGUGGCAAUUGAUACGUUCAUUAUGUUUCUAAAGAAAUACAGUACUGGAAAAGAAAAUAAGCAUUUUCCUUCUCUGCUAGGGGGAAAACAGACAUUCUUUUUAUAUUUAUUUUGUUUAUUCCCUUCUUAUUGCCCUUGUUGUUUUAAUGUUGUAGUUAUUAUUGUUGUUAUUGAUGUCAUUGUUGGCUAGGACAGAGAGAAAUGGAGAGAGGAGGAGAAAGAUAGACCUGCAGACCUGCUUCAUCACUUGUGAAGUGACUCCCCUACAGGUGGGGAGCCAGGGGCUCGAACCGAGAUCCUUACGCCGGUCCUUGGGCUUUGCACCACAUGCACUUAACCUGCUGCGCUACCACCUGACUCUCCGAAAAAAGACAUUUUAUAAUACUCAGCAUCAGUGUCUUGACAGUAGCAAGAUCUAAAGAAACUGAAGAUUCAGCAAACAAGAAGACAGCUAUCGUUUCAAAGGAAAGUAACUAUAGAUUUUGGGAAAAAGUGACAGGAUAAAUUACAGUCCUUGUUUUGUUUUGCUUUGCUUUGUUUUGCUUAAAGUAUUCUUUACACAAUGGGUGCCAUCCAUACUAUGAUUAACUGCAAGCUUCCUAGCAGAAAGUUUCUUUAUAUUAAAAAAUACUAAAAAUUAAUUCUUGAAUCUACUUAACUGUUACAUUUCCUAACUAUGGAUAAUUCCCUACAUUUUUUAUUCUAAAAAUUAGAAAAUAGAGUGCUGUCAUUAAAGAUAGACAUUUUCUUUAAAUAUGAAAAAAAAACAAGAAGAAGAAAGCAGCUCAUCUCUUUUCUUCUGGAUUUUCUAUAUGCCCAACUGCAGAGGGAAGGUCAUCACUUUGGAGAAGAAAUUAAUCUGUGAGAUGGAGAGGGGGAGGAGAGGGAGAGAUGGGGAGAGAGAGAGAGAGAAAAAAAAAAAAAAAUCCCAACCCCAGUUAUUAGGCUUGGCUUCCCCAUAUUGGUGUCUACUUCACAUUUGCUAGAUUUAAAUGUUAUUCUGUCCUCCCUGCCUUCAUCUCCCUGAGCUACAGGCCAGCCUGUCCCUAAACUCUAGACUAAACACUCUUGCAUCUGUGCAGCUGAUUUCUGUGAAAUGGAAGUCCACAGGGAUUGAGUAUCCCAUGAAUAACAUAUUGGGCUCAGUCAGUGAGGCUAAUGCCUUCCUUCCUUAAAGGGGAAAUUUCCAUCUGUCUGGAUAGUUUUAAGGGCGAUCUUUCAAAGAGCAGAUUGAUGAGUUUACAACCUUCAGACUCACUGAAUACUGACAAGACAGAUACCUAAUCUUUUCACUUUGACUCAAAGCCCCUCAGACAAGUCAGCCUCCCCACUGUCCCUUCAGCUGUGAGAAAUAAUGAAAUGAUUACAACCAUCAAGGUAGUACUUGAAGAUAAUAAUUUCACUUUUUUUUUCUUACUACACAAGUGCUCUACAGAUUCCAAGCAUCCCUUUAAUUCAAAUGGCAUUACUUGCAGAAAUAAUUUUUUUAAAGCAUUUCUAUUGGUGAUUGAAUUAUGGUAUACAAAACUAUAAGAUCAGCAUCAUAUUUAAUAACUCCAAGCCCUGACCUCUGGUCACAACUAUGAGAGGAAGACAAAAAAAAAAAAAGACACUUAUAUGAAAAGGAAGUGGCUCCUGAAAGGUAUAAUUGUUUUAGCCCUUCUGUUUAUGGAAAUUCAAAUAAGGAAGGCUCCAGUUCAUUUAAAUUGUUAAGCACUUAACCCUCAGCCAGGGACACUCCCCUCCCACCCCCACUUGUGGCAGGGCUAACUGAGACCAAGAGGAAGGAGGUGGAGUUUGGGAGAUAGCAGCUUCAGAGUUGGAAUCACCCCCUCAGGGAUCUAUAGUGUAACAUAAUUAUAAAUUCCCCCAACCCCAUGCCAGAAAAAGAAUGCAUCACUCCACAGAUUACAGGACCUUAUUUUUCUUUCUUAGGCUUUCCCCACACAUUCUGUUAAUUGGAAAGCAAUGACUGUGACUUGACCAAGCCCUGUGAUGAUAUAGAAGCCCUUCUUCCAAAGUAUCUUCAUUGGGGAAGCUCUGUGAUCACUGGUGGAAAGCUUUAGAGUAGAUUUAGAUUUUUAGGGAAGAACUCUAUACCCCCAAAACAUACUUGUUCCAUGCCUUCCAUAACGAAAAUGUUCCAGGUGUAAAAAUCAAGCUGGAAUAUGGAUCAUAUAUGUUUUUUUAAGCCAUUAAUCAGUAUUUUCCUACAACAUGCCUAAAAUUCCUAUUUUUUUAAUCCAUAGCUGGUGAUGGCCAGCCAUUUAAAUAUGAUGUUCUCUGGAAUAACCAGACACUAGUGUAGUUUCCAAUGUAUUUCAUCUAUCAAAAUCUAUAUACUUAGGAAAAAAGAUCUCAGGAUAAGAAAAAAAAUUGCUAGGUCCCAAAGGGUUUAUGACUAUCAUUAAAUGACACUGCCAAGUAGACUAAGGUCAUAUUUCUCAAAUGAAGGGGCUAAGAGAAAAAGUUAUAUAUAUAACAAAAACCCCUCUUGCCCUUAAUCUGUAAUAAGUUUUUUAAAAGGGAAAAAGAAAAACUCUGCUUUUCAAAAUUAAGCCAUCUUUUGAAUUACACAAAAUCUAAGACAUUAGAAUUGAAUUAUGAAAUAUUCAAAAUAGGGUAUUUAGUGGAAAUGUUCUCAGUGGAAAGCAUUGUUUUUAGUGAAAGAGAAAGACUAAAGAGAAAGAGGAGUCCUGCUACUAAAAUGACAGAAAUUAAUUUUUGACUGGGCAGUAAUUCAAAAGCAAUGUGUAAUGCUAUCCAAUUUGUAGAGAUCUUUUUAAAUACAACCUUACCACCAUUUACAGGUAAGUACUUACUUACAAAACUCUUUAAUAUUAGUGAAGGAAUGUAUAAAACUACAAACUAUGCAUUUUCAAAAAAUAAUGUGUAUUUUACAUCUAAUCCAAGUAAAUUUUUUUCACAGAGACUUAUCACAGCAGCAAAUUAUCCAAAAUAAACUAUGAAACAUAUCAUUCCGGGGCUGUAGACUCCCAUCUAUAUUCUUCUAGCUGAUGUCUUUAAAAACAAUGCCUUGAGACUUCAGGCCCUAAAUAAAUUUAGUCAUUAAGGUGAAGACAUGCCAUAUGGUUUGUAUUUUACUUCUUAAGUAUAACUAGGAAAUGUUGGUUGUGAUAAAAAUAUACCCAGCUCUUUAAAGAUGGUUAUUCCUGCAACACUGAAUACACAUGCAAAAGUAAAUAAAGUUGACUUGAGAGGCAUUGGUUAAUAGGUUGUGUUUGUUCUGUUUAAAUAUUAAUCUAAGAAAAAGUAUAUUCUUCAAAGGAUUUUUGAUUAUAUAGUUUCAAAGAACAACAUAUAAAAAUAUUAUCUAGUAAAGCAAAAUAUUGCUCUAUUUUCAAAAUUACUUGCGAUAAAGAUUUAUAUUUUGGAAAGUCCAAAUAGAAUAUACAAACAUUUCCUUGACCCUCUUGAUGAUUUUGUAUUUCCAUGAACCUCCCCCCACUUAAUAAUUUACCUUUGAUCCUUAGUCAAUGCAUUGCUAUUCAGCAUGGAAAACAAAUCUUUCCUUCCUCUGACAAUGUGAAAUAAAGAACUCCAUUUCUCUGCUAUCCUGGUUCUCUUCUAUGUCCAUUGAGAAAGUUUCUCAAUGUGUGUGUAGAAUAUGGAGAAAUACACUUCUAAAACCUGGUAUUGAUGGUUAUACUGGAUGUGUCUGCUACCUAUUGAGAAGUUACUAGGGGCAGGGGUAUGUCUUUUUAUAUGAUUUUUAGCCAAAUUCUGAUAUUCUGAUACUACAUUACUGAAUACCUAUGUGACUGUAAA
Molecule: messenger RNA, 14709 nt
Organism: Erinaceus europaeus (western European hedgehog)
Lineage: Eukaryota; Metazoa; Chordata; Mammalia; Eulipotyphla; Erinaceidae
Gene: ZNF704
Product: zinc finger protein 704
Exons: 9
Coding region: 113-1858 (581 amino acids)
Biological process (GO): regulation of transcription by RNA polymerase II
Cellular component (GO): nucleus
Molecular function (GO): DNA-binding transcription factor activity; RNA polymerase II cis-regulatory region sequence-specific DNA binding
Source: RefSeq, a predicted model, not a curated record